Messenger RNA from Morone saxatilis (striped sea-bass), 6625 nucleotides. RefSeq names its product rab GTPase-activating protein 1. Lineage: Eukaryota; Metazoa; Chordata; Actinopteri; Moronidae. Bases 219 to 3491 code for a protein of 1090 amino acids. The record is from RefSeq and is a predicted model, not a curated record. The transcript has 27 exons.
CGCAGUGCGUGUGUCAGCGGGUUGGUCGGUCUUGUGUUUACAGCUCGUCUGGAUGCUGUUGGCUGCUGAUGUUAUUGGGGAAAGUGCAAUGUUGUGCCAACCGCCAUUGGAAUAAAUACAACCGUGGGGAUAAAGGUGAUUUUGCUCAUCAUCUCCCACCACUUCCUCCUCCCGUCUUCCAUUCAUGAGCAGCGUGGCUGAGUUUAACAGCGGCAGCCAUGGAUGACAAGGGCUCGGUGGGGAAGAUUAGCGUGUCUUCGGACUCAGUGUCCACUCUCAACAGUGAGGACUUUGUCCUUGUGUCCCGGCUGGGGGACGAGACACCCUCCUCCACUAAUAAUGGUAGUGAUGACGAAAAGACAGGACUGAAGGUGAUUUCUGAGGAAGGGGUCAGCUUUAAGAUUGUGGGAAAUGGAAGUGAGCAGCAGCUCCAGAGGGAGUUAGAGGAUGUCCUCAUGGACCCGUCGGUAGCUGACACCGGGCUCGGAUCAGAAGCAGGAUUGGACAGCUUUGGAGCGGGUGACCAUGGCCUACAGACUACAGCGUCACCUGUAGCGCCAGGCUCCGACCCUCUGAGCGCACCGCCGCCCAAGUUGGAGAUGGUGCUUCCUGUUCAGACUGCUCAGGAGAGCGAGCUGAAUGAGAGGUCGUACCGAGCAGAUGAAUCAUCCUCAGAUGGCAGUCCUAGCAGUCCUAUCCCAGAUGAGGACAGCGUUGUGUUCAGCCAGCUGACAUAUCUGGGAUGUGCCUCUGUCAACGCCCCCCGCAGUGAGGUGGAGGCGCUCCGUAUGAUGAGUAUCCUCAGAGGGCAGUGCCAGGUCCCUCUGGAUGUCACACUGUCAGUGCCAGGCGUGUCCGAAGGCACCGUCAGGUUGCUGGAUCCCAACGCCAGUACGGAGAUCGCCAACUACCCUAUCUAUAAGAUUCUGUUCUGUGUGCGAGGCCAUGAUGGCACACCAGAGAGCGACUGCUUUGCCUUCACCGAGAGCCACUACAAUGCUGAGAUCUUCAGGAUCCAUGUGUUCCGCUGCCAAAUCCAAGAAGCGGUGAGUAGGAUACUGUACAGCUUUGCCACUGCAUUUCGGCGGUCAGCUAAGAAGGCAGUUCUGUCGUCGCAGCAAGCUGCUCCGCUCACCCCUGACAGUGACUUGUUUACCUUCACCGUCAGCCUGGAAAUCAGAGAGGAUGAUGGCAAGGGUACUUUCAGUGCUGUAGCAAAAGACAAGGACAAGCAGAGCUUCAAGCUGCGUGCAGGAAUGGACAAGAAAAUUGUAAUUUAUGUCCAGCAGACCUCCAAUAAGGAACUGGCCAUUGAGAGGUGUUUCGGUCUCCUGCUCAGCCCAGGGAAAAAUGUGAAGAACAGUGACAUGCACCUGCUAGACCUGGAGUCAAUGGGAAAGAGCUCCGACGGGAAGUCUUACAUCAUCACAGGAAGUUGGAACCCCAACACGCCUCAGUUCCAGGCUGUGAAUGAGGAAACGCCCAAAGAUAAAUUCAUGUACAUGACGACAGCAGUGGACCUGGUGAUUACAGAGGUAGAGGAGCCAGUCCGUUUUCUGCUGGAGACUAGGGUCAGAGUGUGCUCCCCAAAUGACAGACUGUUCUGGCCCUUCAGCAAGCGUAACUACACUGAGACCUUCUACCUUAAACUACGACAGAUGGAGCGUAAGGAGCGGAAGAGUCCUGCCUCUGACACACUUUAUGAGGUGCUGAGUUUGGAAAGUGAGACAGAGAGAGAGAAACGGAAGACCACAGCCAGUCCUGGCAUCCUGCCCACCGGAGCUGGCACCUUGGUUCCUUCACCCCCUGAGGAUGAUGAAGAGGAAGAUAACGAUGAGCCGUUGCUCAGUGGGUCAGGUGACGUUUCCAAGGAGUGUGCAGAGAAAAUCCUGGAGACCUGGGGAGACUUGUUAUCCAAGUGGCAUUUGAACUUAUCAGUUCGUCCCAGGCAGCUGCCCGCAUUGGUGCGCAGUGGCAUUCCCGAGGCUCUCCGUGGAGAGGUGUGGCAGCUCUUGGCAGGCUGCCAUAACAAUGACCACCAAGUAGAAGAGUACCGCACUCUUAUUACAAAGGAGUCCCCUCAGGACAGUGCCAUCACCAGGGACAUUAACAGGACAUUCCCAGCUCAUGACUACUUCAAAGACACUGGAGGAGACGGACAAGACUCCCUCUACAAGAUCUGCAAGGCUUACUCUGUUUAUGAUGAAGAGAUUGGUUACUGCCAGGGACAAUCCUUCUUGGCUGCAGUGCUACUGCUGCACAUGCCAGAGGAACAAGCUUUUAGCGUGCUGGUCAAGAUCAUGUUUGAUUACGGGCUCAGGGACCUUUUCAAGCAGAACUUUGAAGAUCUGCAUUGCAAGUUCUUCCAACUUGAGAGACUCAUGCAGGAAUAUUUACCAGACCUGUACAACCAUUUCCUGAAUGUGGGUCUGGAGGCUCAUAUGUACGCCUCUCAGUGGUUCCUCACCCUCUUCACAGCCAAGUUCCCUCUUUACAUGGUCUUCCAUAUCAUUGACCUGCUACUGUGUGAGGGCAUCAGUGUGAUCUUCAAUGUAGCCUUGGCACUUCUGAAGACAUCGAAAGACGACCUGAUCCAAACAGACUUUGAGGGUGCACUCAAAUUCUUUCGUGUCCCGGUUCCGAAGAGGUAUCGUUCCGAGGAAAAUGCGAAGAAACUAAUGGAGCUGGCCUGUAGCAUGAAGAUAAGCCAGAAAAAGCUGAAGAAAUUCGAGAAGGAGUACCACACUAUAAGGGAGCAGCAGGAGCAACAGGAGGCCCCCAUCGAGAGAUAUGAGCGGGAGAACCGUCGUUUGCAAGAGGCUAACAUGCGUCUGGAGCAAGAGAACGACGACCUGGCACACGAACUAGUCAGCAGCAAGAUCGCUCUGCGCAAAGACCUCGACAACGCUGAGGAGAAGGCAGACGCCCUGAAUAAAGAGUUGCUGCUGACCAAACAGAAACUGGUGGACUCUGAGGAUGAGAAGAGACGGCUGGAGGAAGAGUCUGCACAGCUGAAGGAGAUGUGCAGACGAGAGCUUGAUAAGUCUGAAUCAGAGAUUAAGAAGAACGGCUCCAUUAUUGGAGAAUAUAAGCAGAUCUGCUCCCAGCUGAGUGAACGACUGGAGAAACAACAGACAGCCAACCGAGGAGAACUGGAGAAAAUCCGGUCCAAAGUGGAAGGCUGUGAGAAGUGCAGUAGUCUUUUCAACAAAGAGGGUCGUGUGCGGGCCGCUGUGACUACGGCGCCCGCUGGGGGGACUGAGGAGACAGACGAGGAGAAGGAGGGUUUGAAGAACCAGCUGAGAGAGAUGGAGCUGGAACUAGCCCAAACCAAACUGCAGCUGGUGGAGGCGGAGUGCAAAAUCCAGGACCUGGAGCACCACCUGGGUCUGGCCCUCAACGAGGUGCAGGCUGCCAAGAAGACCUGGUUCAACCGAACGCUCAGCUCCAUUAAGACCGUAACUGGGACCCAGGGCAAGGAGACCACCUAAUCUGAUAACCCCGUCAUCCAGUUCAACCCAGACCAUGUCUGGAGUUCAGUGAAACUCACCACGCUGAAACCUCUGGAUGCCUCACUUAACCCACUGGGCCAUAACUUUAACUUGAACAUUGACCGUUAAAUCCCAGGAUGACCAUUACUAGAGACUGUGUUACUUGUUCCUCUUAUCAAAAAUGUCCUUGUGUUUCCCUGUUCCCACCCUUUCUGAUCUAAUCACCCCCAUUCAUCUCCUCCCCUCUCCAACCCGAAUGACUACGGCCGACUGUGCUGAUGAGAAGGGGUUGAAAAGCAUUAGAUGAAGUACAAUGGUACCACUUUCCCCAGAGAAACAAUGUGCUUCCACCGGUCACAGAAAAAAAAGAAGAAAAACGUUAAAAAAUGAGAAAUGCUUCAUUUAUUUCUGUCUUUGUACUGCUGAUAUUAAAGACCCGCAGAAGGAAGGUAGGACAUCUGAACUGCAACUGUCCUGAUGGGAUAGAGAAAACACUCCGUCCUUCCUGACUCUUCUGCGUGCUCCCCUCUAAACUACUGGCACAAACCAACCAGUCCCUGUAAAACUUUUGUUUUAGGUACGAGAGCUAAUAGACGCCUUUUCAAAACUGAGCUUUUUCUAAUUUACGUUGAACAAUACCUUUCUUUUUCUAUGUAUGUACAUGAAUGUGCUUAUGUAAAGAGGAUAUGUGUGUUUAAGUGUGCAUGUUCUUUUGUUUUUUUUGUUUUGUGCUGACUGUGAGGUGUAUGUGUUUGUGUGUGUGCGAGACUGAAAAAAAUGUGUUUGAAUGCAUAAAUAAUUGACUGCAAUAACGUUAAAAUGUGUGUAUAAAAGAAAGAAGGAAGAGAGCGUGUGGAAGUCUAAGGGAAAGAAAAAGCACUAAAGUUUUGAGUGUGUGCAUGCAUGUAAGGGAAGUUUUUUCCUGGUUGUCUAGUUUCCUUUAAUGUUCAAAUGUGUAUAUGAAUGAUGCUAAAGAAAAGUUUGCUGACAAAGCCUUGAUCUGAAGGUCGAUAAAGAUGAAACUAGUGGAUAUGAAUAUAUGAUUUACAGUCAGAACAGAACCAUAAAGCCUGUUGUGAUAACCUACAGCAGCAUAACGUUCCUCAUAUCAAACUUCAGACAGAAAACAUGCUUGAGGUUGGUUUGGUUUGGAUGUCCUAGCACAAAGAAACAAAAAAAAAAAGCUCCAAACCAUGCAAACCUCUGCAUGUGCUAUACAGUAAGUGUAAGUAUGUUAGAACACUGUUUAACUCCAGAUUGGUGCAAUGCUGGUUACAAAUCAUAAACAUCACUUAGGGGAAGAGUAAAGUCAAAAUGGAAAACACACACACACAUACACAGAAUGUUGUAAUUCCUGCUGCACUUGAACACACCUUUAAACCUGCCUCCCUCUUCUCUGGCGCCAGCUGUGAUCUUUGACCUUUAACCUUGACCGGCAGGGUUAUGUUUGAUACUCUGUUGAGCGGGGUGGCAGGCCGUGUUGUGUUUACUUUUCACAGUUCAGUCAGAGCUUUGGGAUCUCUUUUACCACUGUACACACACAAACACUGAAUUACACUGUUCAUUUUUUAUCAAGGCGGGUACAGAACAAACACUCAGUGGCCACUUUAUUAGGAACACCUGCUUGUUAAAGCGGUCGUCUGUGUCCUCUAAACACGCAGACAAGGUCAAGAGGUUUUGUUGCUUUCUGGCAAAAAUAUCAGGAAUGUAGAAAUCUUGGCUUGACUGUAGUUUCCAUCACUGACAGCUAAGACCAAGAAGAUGAGGUAGGCACAGUAGGCAGGUGGUUGCAAAAAAUUGAGAAAUGCUACAUGAUGCAACAAAUGAUAGUUUCUGUCAUCACAUGCUGUCAGAAUUGGUGUAAAAAAAAAAAUGGUAUCCUGUGUUUAGUUAAAGGCAGUAUCUGGUGCUGUAAUGGCAUUUUCCAAUAAUAUCCCUUAAUGCCGCGGCAGUAAUCCCGCAGUAAAAGCACUGUUACUGCCAGGUGUGUCUCUUCAAGGCACUCGUCAUCUCAAGACAGAUCCGGCAACAUGACAGAAACUUGUGUUUAUUCCGGCUGCUUGCACUCGUCUCGGUAGAGCACCUUUGGGAUGAGGUGGAACAGGAUGACCAUAAAACAGGCAUCUUGCAGCUUCCAAAAAAAAAAUCUGCGGGAAUUGAUCGACUUGAUCGAACCAGUGUGGAGCAAAACUCCUGUGACACAUUUUCAACACCUUGAUUAAUUCAUGCCUCAAAGAAUUCAGUGUGUUCAGGAGAAGAAGGAAAAAAAAAAAGCAGAUGUUGAAUAUUGAAGUGGGCACUGAGUGUAUACACACACACACACACACACUGUUGUGAAUGUAGGGGCAGAAAAGUCACACACACACACACACACACAUCAAGACACCUGUCGACUGCCACAAGUGUAACUCUGCACUUUAAGUGUGGAUCAGUAUCACAGGAGGAACUCUGUCAGUCACAGCACUUCAGAGUGAUGCCAUCAGAGGUCAGACUGGUAAAUCAGUCCAGAGGGGAUGGAGGGGCGGUUUAAAAACUGCUUUGGUGCGUGUGUGUUUUCAUAUUUAGCGGACUUUGAAAGGUCGCUCAACAAUAUUUCAAUUUCUAUUCAUACUUUAUGAAUCAUAUAAGACUGAAGCAAAAAAAAAGGAAAAGAAAUAGCUAUUUAGUUUUGCCAGCCUAAAAUGAACAGUUACUGUAAAUUGCAUCUAACUUAAAGGUUGAAUCUGAUUGGCUGGAAUCUACUUGUGAUGUCAGAGGAAAAGUCGAAGAUUAAAAAAAGGUCGAAAAAGGCCAUUCCUCUAAAGGCACUGGGUUGUAUAUAACAGACAUUAAACAAUGAAUAUUGAGUUUUUGUUUAUGAUUUUCUACUCUGUAACUAUAACUAAUGUUGCCUACUUGUACCUACCUACCUGCUGCCGUGCUACAGUUUAAUCCACAAUGAUGUUUUAUGUUUUUAAUGUUUAUUUUGCUCCAAGCUUCUCAGUCAGACUGCUGUUUGGUUAAUUAAAUGCCAAAACGUAGCUUUAUCAUCCAACAACAAAAACAUUAUCAAGUGUGGAAAUUGUAAUAGUGUAGGAUGCAUUGUGUAUACUUCAUGAAUUUCAAUAUAAAGAUAUCAACACAAAAAAAAAAAA